UCUGUGUCUCUCUCCCUCCCCCCUCUCUAUCUCGGGCAGCGAUGGUGAGCUGUGCCCCCAGCAGGCUGACAGCCUGGGUUCCUCUGGCAGCACCAGCACCCUGGCCUCCUCCGUCAUCGAGGUGGAGGCCGACCACGCCGAGCAAGGCCUGACCAGGAGCCGGCCGGAGGAGCCGGAGGAGGCGGAGGGGGAAGGGGAGGAGCUGUGCCCUCUCAGCACCCCGCCCACCCUGUCCAUCACCGAGGAGAUCAUGCAGUUCAUCAACCAGAGUCGUGUCAGAGAGGGAUUGGCUGAACUGCCCACAGACACGCCUGCAGUCCUGGAAGAACGCGUGGAGCUCCAGACCCCAGACCCCUGCCCCCUGGCAGUGCAGGCCAGCCAUCACAGCUUCUCCUGCCCCCUGAAGGAGGGCGCGGAGCCCCCAGUCUCCCAGAACCACACUCUCCAGCAGGGAGCACAGCUGCAACUGGAGGGGGACAGAGCCAAGAUGGAGGACGAGGGCACUCCUCGCCAUGUGACCAGUGAGUCAGAGGGAGGAAGUGCAGAGAAGGAAGGAUCCCUAGCUCUAGCUCAUCUGGAGGAGAAAGUGGAACGUGAUGAACUAGACACAGCUAAGGCUGGAGACGAAGAGGAGGAGGAGGAGGAGCAGACGGUCAUCACCCCAACACGACUGUCUCCUGACCACAUCUCCAGCCUCUCAGCCAGAGAGGAGGAGCUUGUCUGUGACCUGCCCAGAGAAGAGAAGCUCUCCCCAGGCCCAGCCCCAGGCCCGGCCCCCCCUACCUCCAUCGGCAGCCCUCCCUCCUCCAAGAAAGACAGCCAGAUGACCAGGAGCGACAGGCUGAUCAUUGAGAAGAUCAGAAGCUACUAUGAGGCUGCAGAGGCCCAGGCCGGGGCCAGGGCAGAGGCCGGGGGGGAGGCUGAGGAGACCGAGGGUGUGAGCGACGGCCAGACCCCCCAGAGGAGGAACAGCUUCUCCCAGAUUCCCUCGGGGAUGGUCAAGGAGUCUGUGUCUCGCUUCGACGUCUUCGGCCACCAGGACAGCCUGUGUGAGUCCGAGAGUGGGCGCUCGGACACGGGGACAGACCCAGGCCUGCCCUCCCCUCCGCCCCUGGAGCCUGGCCCCCCAGAGGGGCCCACCGGCCAGGCCUGCCCCACCUCCCUGCCUGCUGUCUGGGCAGAGGAGAGUCAGGACCAGGGCCAGACUCCACCAGGCCUGGAGGUGGACUGCAUCUCCGAGGAGACGGAACUAACGAAAGUGUUGAAGAACACGGAGAAGGAAGGCGUGUCCGCCACCACAGCCACCACAGAAGAAGAAAGCAAACGCAGCCUGUCCACAGCCGACACCACAGAAGAAGAAAGCAAACGCAGCCUGUCCACAGCCGACACCACAGAAGAAGAAAGCAAACGCAGCCUGUCCACAGCCGACACCACAGAAGAAGAAAGCAAACACUGCCUGUCCACAGCCGACACCACAGAAGAAGUCACCCCCUCCGUGCCCGAAGACUCCACGUGCACCCAGCACCUCAACGGGCAUGGCCCGGGCAGAUCCAACGCCACAGCAGGCCCCGGAGACCGGGACAAGGCCUCCACGGGUCCACCAGCACACGCUGAACCCUGGGGAACCCAGAGAGGGCUGGCCUGGACCCUGAGCAGGGAGCCCCCUGCCCUCAGUGGGAGUCUGGAGGGCCUGCCCAGCCAGAUCAGGGAGGGUCACUGGGCCCGGCAGGUGUCCUCCUCCUCCUCGCUGGCCCGUGGUCUGCUGGGGGCCAGCGGUGGAGACGUGGCCGGGAUGGGGCUGUUCGAGGCGGGCCCGGUGGCCCCGUGUCUUCUGGAGAACUCUGAGAGGAUCCUGAGCAAGGUCCAGAUGCUGGCCCGCAUGUAUGGAGCCAAGGUGAGCAGCAUGAAAGUUCCCCUGCACCACAAGAUGGCCGGGGGCCGGCCCCAAGGGGCCCAGAACCACAGCUAUGCCUACUCUCAGUACCACAACCGCUUUGAGACCAAGACCCACCACGCCCGCUAUCAGAGCCACACCAACGCUCGGUCUGACACCCAGAGCAAGAGCUCAACCCUGGGGAGGAGCCCUCGCUGUCCCCUGAACCAGAGAGAAGAGAGGAGGAAAGAAGAAGUGAAGAAUGGAGUGAUGAAAGAGAGAAGGGCAGAGGGCCCAACAGAUGCUGUCCAAUCAGAGCCCCAGAAAAAGACAGCUGUCCAAUCAGAGCCCCGGGAGAAAAAGGCUGUCCAAUCAGAGCCCCAGGAGUUAACAGACGUCCAAUCAGAGCCCCUUCUGUACGGCCACAUCCUGGUCACCGAGCAUCUGUCCCAGGUCUGCCACCAGCAGCUGUCUCCUACCCUCCACCUCCACAACAGCUGCCUGCCCACUGGAGACGCGGUCAUAAAUCAACCCAGGAAUGGAGCCUCGAAUGUGGGCUGCACCUACAUUUCCACCUGCGCCUCCCAUGCCCCCCCCCCCUCCCUGGAUCUUCCCACCCCUCCUUGUACACCGAGAGAGGGGGUGGUGGAGAGCCUUUCUGGGAAUGCAGAUAAAGAUGUGUAUCUGGAAGCUUCUGAGAGGUCAGCAGGAGAGCAGAAGGCCAUCCGUCCUCUGUACUCCAUCAGAGAGGACUCCUCCUCCUCCUCCAUCAGAGAGGACUCCUCUGCGGGCUGGGGUCCAGAAGCCACGGAUCCCGGGUUCCAAACCCAGGAGGAAGAGGAGGUGGUUGUGACCCUCCAGCACCAUGCCCCAGCCCAGGCCCCAGGGAAGGCCCCAGGGCAGGCCGGAGAAGAGGCCCAGACAGACCCACCUCUCCUGGGGGAGAGAAGCAGCUGUGCCCAGGGGCUCUCUGGAGCUCACAGAGUCCCAUCCACACUAGAGCCAAAUAUCCUGACCCCUGACCCCGGCUUCACGGAGAGGUCAAAGUCCUCUCACGUCUGCCGCCUGACUGACCCCCUACACACAGCGCACAUGCAGCCCUGCCACCCAGCCUCAGGGCAGCCCUGCCACCCAGCCUCAGGGCAGCCCUGCCACCCAGCCUCAGGGCAGCCCUGCCACCCAGCCUCAGGGCAGCCCUGCCACCCAGCCUCAGGGCAGCCGGAGGCUUCCAGAGGGAGAGGGUACCCCAUGCCUCGGCCCUGGUCGUCGGGCGGGAGCCCAGCACCCCUCCCCCCUCCCCCAGGAAUCCUGUCUGCACAGUCCCUACCCACCUCCACCCUGCCCUCCUCCACCAGCCAGGGGCCUGCCACCCUACCCACCUCCACCCCACCCACCUCCACCCUGCCCUCCUCUACCCUGCCCACCUCCACCCUGCCCUCCUCCACCCUGCCCUCCUCCACCAGCCAGGGGCCUGCCACCCUACCCACCUCCACCCCACCCACCUCCACCCUGUCCUCCUCUACCCUGCCCACCUCCACCCUGCCCACCUCCACCCGGCCCUUCUCCACCAGCCAGGAGCCUGCCACCCUACCCACCUCCACCCUACCCACCUCCACCCUGCCCUCCUCUACCCUGCCCUCCUCUACCCUGCCCUCUUCCACCCUACCCACCUCCACCCUACCCACCUCCACCCUGCCCUCCUCUACCCUGCCCUCCUCUACCCUGCCCUCUUCCACCCUACCCACCUCCACCCUACCCACCUCCACCAGCCAGGAGCCUGCCACCCUACCCACCUCCACCCUACCCACCUUCACCCUGCCCUCCUCCACCAGCCAGGAGCCUGCCACCCUGCCCUCCUCCACCCUACCCUCCUCCACCCUACCCACCUCCAAUCUACCCACCUUCACCAGCCAGAGUCCUGCCUAUCUGCCCUCCUCCGCUAGCAGGAGGAACAUGGCCAUGGACUGGGAGCCCAGCCCCACGAUGCCUGCCCAGAGGAGUCCCAGCCAGGAUUCGGCCCCUCCAGACCACGCAGCCUCCAGCCUCUCCCCAGCCUCCAGCCUCUCCCCACCCUCCGGCCUCUCCCCAGCCUCCAGCCUCUCCCCAGCUCGACGGCCUGUCUCCCAGCCUGGUCAGGAGAUCUGCUCCUCACUGGCUCCAGGAUCAGGACACCCACUGAACUACCAGCCCGCUUCCACCUUCAGCCCCAGCCCCGGCCCCAGCCCCAGCCUCCGUCAUCGGUCCCCGUCCCCAGCCAGAGUUCUUCCCUGCUUCUCUCCCACCCCCUCUGCUACAAGGGCUCUUCCCUCCCCCUCCCCAGUCAGGGCUGUUCCCUGCUCUUCCCCCACCCCCUCCGCUUUCACCAGGUCCCUGGCGGCCUCCUGCAUCAGCCAAUCAAUCACCCAGAGCCUUGCCAAGAAGAACGCUCGCCUCCAGGCCACACCCCUCGCAGGCGGAGGCCACGCCCCUCCGAGUCACAACACCGCCUCCCCUCUCAGAAGGACCUCCCCUUCCCCCAAGCCCUCCUCCGGUUCCAGCGGCCCCCCUCAGGGUCCUACCAGCCUCCACCAUGCCUCUUCCAGAGAGGGGUGCUAUCCACAGCGGUGUCCCCCCUCCCCUGUUCGCUCCCCUGGGUAUGUGAGGUCCAGCCCCUCCCCAGCUCCCGUCCCUGCCUCCUCUCCAGCACGGUCCCCUUCCCCCUACAGGAGCCAGCAUUCUGCAUCCCCAGCCCCCUCCGUCAGCCUCCACCACCCUUCCCCAGCCUCUCUCUGCCCCAGGUCUCCAGCUGCUGACCCUCCCAGAGGACUGAACAACAACAGCAACAACAACAACAACAGCGGCGGCGGCGUUGCUAACGGCGGGUGGGCAGCCAAUCACAGGAAGCCUCCGCUGGUGAGCACAAACAGCAUGCCACCGUCCCAUGAUCCUCUCUGGGUGGGCUCUCACAACAGGGUGGCGAGGCCAUUCUCCUCCUCGGAGCCCAGCUCACGUGUCCAGUCCCCCUCCCCCUCCCCGUCUCCAUUCAGCCGGAUCUGCUCCCCUCCCCCCCUCCACCCCCACCACACAGCCCCGUUGGCCAACAAGCCCCCCAAUCCCAGAAGCAGCAGGUCAAGCUCCUUCAACCCCCUGGGCCUCACCUUGGAGCUGCCCAGGGCCUCCUCAGUGAGCUGCACCACAGGCCCCAGCGCCACCAGCCCACGGAUCAACUCCCCUCCUCCUAUCGGUGUUCCCGCCAACGUGUGGGGCAUGGCCUCGCCUCAGCCCCGGAACCCGAGACUGACUCACCCUUCCUCCCCCUCCUCCUCCUCCUCCUCCUCCCUGACCUCACCCACAAGGGGGGAGGGCUCUUCCUGUUCCUACCCUGCCUCUCUGAGGACCUCCAGAGCCACAUCCCCCUCCCCUCCUCCCCCCUCCAGCCCCUUCCUCUGCUCCCCUCCGCCCUCCCACAGCCUGCACAGGCCCCUGGGCGGCGGUGUCCUCGGCCUGGCCGCCCGCCCCCCCAGCCCCGCCAGGACCCUGAACGGACGCCGGUCGUGGGGGGAGAGCGGGCUGAGGUCGGGGGGGUCCGUGGAGCUGGAGUCUGGCCUGGUGAGCCCGCGAGGUGGGGCUUCGCCCGGAGGCGCUCUGGCCUGCCUCAGCCCGGGUCCCGGGUCUGGAGCUCAGUCCCCCGGCCGCCUCACCCCAGGGAAGAGCCUUCACGGGGGGCAGUACUUCACCAGCAUCGCCUGGCCGGACAUCCGGGAGCUCCUGACCAGGUACGAUGGAGCGGACGAGCCGGAGUGUGACGCAGUGAGCCCCCCAGCCCUCUGCUUCCCCCAGGACCAGGACCCAGCAGAGGGGUCGUGUCGGAGCCAGCUCAUCUGUGCAUACGUGACCCGGCCUCCCCCUGUCCCAGAAAAGGACACCCCCACCAACCCCCCCGCCGCCCCCCCGAACACACAGCCUGACCCCCAGGACCCCUGCUUGGCCCAUGCAGCAAGGGGCUCACACAAGGCCAGCUACGCCACCACGGUGAACCUGCAGAUCGCAGGAAGCGGACGCAUCACCUCCUUCAGCACGGCCCAGGUGAGCCUCACCCAGACCCUGGCCCCCCUGGGGCUGGUCGUGGGGCCGGGAGAGAGCCAGGGACAGAGGAGGGUCAGCAUCAACGGAUGCAGCCUCUCCCCCCUUCCCCAGAACUGCAGCAGGAUGUGAUGACAGGCGGGGGUGGGGCUGGGGCUGGGGAGGGUGAGGAAGGGAGGUAGAGGGGGACAAUUGUGCUUUCUGCCCAGUCGAUGGGGACUGUUGACAGUCUGAAAUGGCACUUUACCCGGGGAUUCCCACAGUAGUGAGAAGUGAUCCUGUGAGGUCCGUAGGGAUCGAUACUAACCCAGUCAGAUGAGGGCUUGUACUGUUUUGAUCUCUCUACGGUAGUGAGCUGGGAAGGAAGACUUGUGUCAUCCUUCAGACUAAAACCACCUUCUCUUCCUGAGACAAGGCUGUGCUGAAGUCUUAAAGGGACAAUCCGUAAAACAUGUCAGCUCCAGACUUCAUCCUCCAGGCCACUGCCAGACAAGACUUCAGCUGAACGAGCAGUUUGACUCUACAGAUAGGCCUAUCUGCCUGUGUUGUUCUUAUUAAGCCUCUUCCUUAUAAAUUAAGUGCUGUUAAAUGUCUAUUCUGUGUUUAAGCAAGGAACAAUAUUUAGUUUACCAAAGCCUGUGUUUAGGUGACAACCAUGAAUGCUUUUCAUUAUUUAUGAAGUAAUGGUAUUUGUCUGCUUUCUGGCACUUAAUCUAAUUGUCUUUAUUUUGCACAGUUGUUCUUCUAUGUCAGUGUGGUUUAUUUGACGAUGAGUCUGUGAAGUGAUUUCAGAACAAAAGCAAGAUAGUGUUUAGUGUUUGUUUUUAUCUAUAAUUGUUUUACUGUUGCUGGAUGGCUUGCUUCGAAAUAAUCGAUCACCAUGUGUUCGGUUUCAGUAGAGCUGUGGGGAGGCUAGGAACAUCGUGAGAUGUUUUUUUUUUUUACCAAACUAUAUAUUAGUAUGACUUUUAUUGACUGUUGUUAUAAAAAACGUGUAUUUUCAUGGGGGUCACACCUCUCACUAAAUGAACACCUAGCUUAUCAAACGUACAAGUUUGUAAAUAAAUCCUGUGUGAACUCCA
Osmerus eperlanus (European smelt) is the source of this 7017-nucleotide messenger RNA. RefSeq names its product mucin-2-like. The coding region runs from base 251 to 6067 and encodes 1938 amino acids. The transcript is spliced from 7 exons. Lineage: Eukaryota; Metazoa; Chordata; Actinopteri; Osmeriformes; Osmeridae. Gene Ontology annotation, molecular function: small GTPase binding; guanyl-nucleotide exchange factor activity. The record is from RefSeq and is a predicted model, not a curated record.